AUGCUCAAAUGUGACGAAAACUGGACGCUUCAUAAACUGUGGGCAGACUCACUCUUUAAAAGAGUGCUCCGUUCGGAAUUGCCCGAAUGGGUUAUUCUUUUUCCCGAAGUCAACAUAAAGACACCAACAGUGACCUACUUGCAGCAGGUGCAAAGCAAACGAUACUAUCUUCCAGAAUUUGAGCACGUCUUGUAUCCGAGGUUCUCUGGUCUCCAUAGUGCAAUUACCUCAUUAAGCAGAACACCCGAGUCAAAGUUUGACACGCUCUAUGACAUUACCAUCUCAUAUGAGCCUCAGCCGCCUAGCUUAAUGCAGUUCUUCGCUUCAGACAAGCCUCUAGUCGUUUAUGUUGACGUGCAGAUGAAACCUUUGUCACGCGUUCCACUCAAGAGGAGUAAACUCGAAGGGUGGCUCGAGAAAACAUGGAUGGAAAAGGAAAAGUAUCUAGAGCUGAAUAAGGGAAAUCAAGAACAAGGAGAAGCUUCAAGUCGUCUGCGUCUGAUACUUGACGUGCCUCUAUUAACCAUAUGGAAGACGAGGGCAGGCUCAACAUUUGAUAAUAUUGCGAAGCAGCUGAGCCAAAAAAAUCAAUUUUCAUGA
Molecule: messenger RNA, 600 nt
Organism: Clavispora lusitaniae ATCC 42720
Lineage: Eukaryota; Fungi; Ascomycota; Pichiomycetes; Serinales; Metschnikowiaceae
Cellular component (GO): endomembrane system
Molecular function (GO): 1-acylglycerol-3-phosphate O-acyltransferase activity
Source: RefSeq, a predicted model, not a curated record